This is a messenger RNA of Drosophila grimshawi, 885 nucleotides long. RefSeq lists its product as uncharacterized. The record is from RefSeq and is a predicted model, not a curated record. NCBI's taxonomy places the organism in Eukaryota, Metazoa, Arthropoda, Insecta, Diptera, Drosophilidae. Bases 40 to 810 code for a protein of 256 amino acids. The transcript is spliced from 4 exons.
ACUACAGUCACCCCAACCAGUUCACUUUCUAGCCAUUCAAUGAUAGCUGCUCUCCAGUUGCCAAAUGUUUUGUGUCUCAUUGUCUUCAUUGCUUGGCUGAUAAGCUUGCAGAACUUAUAUGCCUCGCCAAUUGUCAUGCGUCUAUUUCCGACUAAGGACAUCGUUAAUAGUCCAAACAAUGAGUCCCAAGUGCAACCACAGCUCACAACGAAGUUUGUACAACUUUUUGAUGCUGAUGCUUUAAGCAGAGAAGAUGGCAGCGUUGGCAACAAUAAUCCUCAAGCUAAACCAAAAACUCAUGGUGACCCUUUGCCUAACCCUCAACCUGAUCCUCAACCUCAAUCUGGUCCACGCAUUACCUCGCGGCCCAAAUUCAUCAAGGAUCACAUGGGCAAUUUGGUCUACAACUUGUGGGGUGCUACCUAUGGCAAUAUCUUUCAAGAUGGCCGAUUUACAGGCUUUUACACCAUCAAUCGCAUAGGUGUUGACUCCAAUGCACCCAAAGAAUAUUAUCCAACCGGUGAGCUUGAGACUGUUUGCUAUGAUAAAUCGACGGUAUAUGGUACGCCUAAAGUGGAAAGAUGGCUUAGACGAAAUAUCUACAAUCAUACGAUAAAAAGUCGGCCCAUCUGGCACCAGCUCAGGCAACACAUCUUUAAUGUUGGCAAGUCCGAGGAGUGUCACAAUGCGACACUGUACACAACGUGGAAGGAUUAUCAGGAAUGCGCAAUCAGGCGCAAUCAGCGACUGGAAUCUAUUAUUCCCAUGUAUCCAAUGCACCAAAUGGGAUACAGAUCUUCAAUUCAUUAGUUCUUAAUACUGGCUGUCCAAAUUGUGUAGUGCUUGAUUCAAUAAAAGUCUUAUCUUGAAUUAUCAUAUAAAUAA